Messenger RNA from Rotaria sp. Silwood1, 288 nucleotides. The record is from the annotation of a GenBank genome assembly. NCBI's taxonomy places the organism in Eukaryota, Metazoa, Rotifera, Eurotatoria, Philodinida, Philodinidae.
AUGAAAUAUUAUUCUACAAUUGUACAAAAUUAUGAUGUUUCUAAUCUUGCAUAUCGUGAUAGUCGAACUGAAAUGAAUCGUAAUGUUGGUAUUAGUGAAAAUGAUAAUCGUCCAAAUGAUUCAAUUGUUGAUACUUGUCAUUUUUGUCAUGCAACUACUAGUAAUACUUGUAGUGGAAGUAGAAUGAAAAUUAUUGAUAAUAAUGAAGAAUCUAUUAGUCAUAGUGUUGAUAAUGAUCGUGAUAGUAAUGAAAGAAUUGUCAUAAAUGAAAAUAAUCUGACAUUGUAA